Messenger RNA from Phlebotomus papatasi, 685 nucleotides. Its product is annotated as adenosine 5'-monophosphoramidase HINT3. NCBI's taxonomy places the organism in Eukaryota, Metazoa, Arthropoda, Insecta, Diptera, Psychodidae. The coding region runs from base 47 to 484 and encodes 145 amino acids. The transcript has 3 exons. Gene Ontology annotation, molecular function: catalytic activity. The record is from RefSeq and is a predicted model, not a curated record.
AUUGGUUUGCUGUCAAACGUGAGAGUUCUUGGGCUUGGGAAGAAGUAUGCAGUCCACCGAGGAAAAUUGCAUUUUUUGCCGGAUUGUGCGGAAGGAGGAUAACAAAACUGUGAUAGAAUAUGAAACGGACAACAUUGUGAUAUUUAAAGACAUCAGACCUGCCACAAAAUUCCAUUUUCUCGCUGUACCCAAGAAGCAUAUUAAGAAUUGCAAAGAACUUACCAUGGAUCAUAAGCCCCUAUUGGAGGAGAUGAAGGAGAGCCUGGAGAAAAUUCUAACUGAAAAGGGAGUGGAUAUAGCCAGAGAUUCUCUUUUAGGAUUCCACUGGCCACCUUUCAAUUCAGUAAAACAUCUUCAUAUGCAUGGGAUGGGGCCUAAGGACCAAAUGGGAUUCAUUGGGAAGUUGAUAUUUAAGCCCAACAAUCGCUGGUUUUGCAGUACUGAUUACGUGAUCGAUUGGAUUCAGAAGCAAUCUUCCAGUUAAUCUUCCUGAAGCAAAUUGAAUUCGAUAUUACAAUUUUUUUCUUUUUUUAUUAUGAAUGGAAUACGGAAUAAUAUUAGAAAAAAUACUCUAUGAAUAGACAAAUUUAUUUGGAUUUUUCACUUAGCCAAAAGGUAUUGGUAGACAAAGAUUUAUGAAUGAUUUUGUAAGCAUUCAAAAAAUAUAAAUAAAUAAUUUUGAAUU